This is a messenger RNA of Aphis gossypii (cotton aphid), 2552 nucleotides long. RefSeq names its product esterase E4-like. The record is from RefSeq and is a predicted model, not a curated record. The transcript has 10 exons. Lineage: Eukaryota; Metazoa; Arthropoda; Insecta; Hemiptera; Aphididae. The coding region runs from base 410 to 2104 and encodes 564 amino acids.
UAAUGAAUUAAUUUUUAUUGGUAAUAAAUGAUUUAAUUCAAAUAAUUGGGGGUGUUGAAAUCGAGUAGAAAUGGAUGUGGGUAAGUAUUGUAAAUUAUGCUAAUGCAAAAUUAAACGUAUUUUAUAGUAAAUCAUAGAAAAAAAUAUAUCUCUUCUCUGAACAAAUUCUUAUAAUUACGCCACCUUUACUGAAGGAUGUCUAGCUGUUUGUAACAUACUUUGUGUUCUCGUGAAAAAGUGGGGAACAAGCAUAUAUUAUUGUAAUAGUACCAGAUACAUCGCAUUAUAUUCUCGUUUUAUAUUAUAACAACUAUUUAUUCAUUCGACAUUUGUCUACCCGUAAACACGGCUGGCCAGUUAAUUGCUCUGAAAGUUUUGCUAAUUAUUUGUUUUUUCCAUAUUUUUCGACAUGCGACUUAUUAAUGUUUUAUUAUUGAUACGUUUGUAUUGUUUGGUGGCUGCUAAUCAGUUUCCCGUAGUAGAAAUUGAAAGCGGGCUCAUAUCUGGAAUACUGUCGAAAACAUGGAAUGGAAGGACUAUUUACAGCUUUCAAGGUAUACCUUAUGCAACUCCUCCAGUGGGGAAGCUGAGAUUUCAGGAACCUCAACCGAUAAAACCUUGGCUAGGAGUGUGGAACGCAUCGUCUCCGGGUAGUAAAUGUAUUCAAUACGAUCAUUCUAGUUAUUUAAUUGAAGGAGACGAGGAUUGCCUUUAUGCCAACGUGUAUACACCAAAACUUCCGACAAGAGGAAAGAGUAAUAAGCUUUUGAAUGUAUUGGUUUUUAUUCACGGAGGUGCUUUCAUGUUUCUUUACGGGUCUGUGUACCAGCCCGAUUAUAUAUUAGAUAAAGAUAUAAUUCUCGUUACGUUUAACUACCGGCUCGGACCAAUAGGUUUUUUUAGUACUGGAGAUUCGGUAGUGUCUGGAAAUAACGGAUUAAAAGAUCAAGUGCAUGCAUUAAAAUGGGUGAAAAGAAAUAUAAAAUAUUUUGGAGGUGAUCCAGAAAAUAUUACAAUUAGUGGAAUGUCGGCUGGAGGUGCCAGUGUUCAUUUUCAUAUGUUGUCACCAUUGUCUAGAGGAUUGUUUCAAAAAGUAUUCUCUCAGAGUGGAACGGCGCUGUGCCCUUGGACAAUGGCUGAAAAUGUACCUUCUAAAUCAGCAGCUAUCGGCGCUUACUUAGGUUGUCCAACUUAUCCGUCAAAAGAACUGGUCGAAUGUUUAAUUACCAGGCCAGCUGUACACAUCGUAGAAGCAGUUAAAAUAUUUUUUCCGUUAUUGUACAACCCAUUUUCUCCUUUUGGACCGGUUGUCGAGUUACCCAGUGAAAAUGCUUUUAUAAGUGAACUGCCCUAUCAUAUUUUAGCUAAAGGUCUAGCAGCAGAUGUACCGUGGUUGUUAAGUGUUGCCACUCAUGAGGGUCUUUAUCCAGGAUCUGAAUUCAUCAAUGAUCCAAAGUUGUUAAAGUAUAUUGACGAAAAUUGGAACAAAGUCUUGCCACACAUACUGGAUUACAAUUACACAAUACCUCAAGAUAAAAUUGACAACGUUUCAGAACUUAUUAGAAAAGAAUACAUAGGCAGUAAAAGAUUGAUCAAAGGAAAUACAGAACAAUUUAUUCAAAUGAUUAGCGAUCGCCUGUUUGUAGUCGAUAUUAUAAAAGCUGCUAAAAUGCAUUCUCAACUUUAUAAAUCUCCGGUAUAUUUAUACCAAUUCGGAUACCGGGGUAGCCACAGUCUUUCGGAAUAUUUUUCAAAAUCAAAUGAAAAUUACGGAGCAAGUCAUGCAGAUGACACAGGUUACGCGUUAAAAAACGUAUAUGCAAACGUCGAAGACUCAGAAUCGGAUAAAUCAUUAGUGCCAAUUAUAGUUGAUAUUUGGACAUCAUUUGCUUUUAAAGGAAUACCAUCAACUGGAAUUAGUUCUAUAAAUUGGACUCCUGUCAGCAAAGAUCCUCAUCAUUCGGGUUUAUCGUUUUUAAAAAUAUCUUCCCCUACAAAUAUUUCUAUGGACGAAGUCCAGGGCAUGGGGAGAAUCGCUUUUUGGGAUUCGCUGGACUUCAAAGAGAAUGAACAUUAUUCUUAUUAUAAAAAUAAGGAUUUCUGAUUGUUUUUUUUAAAUUAAUUAUUAAUUUUAUGUAUUAUGAUGAGAUAUCGUGGUCUGAAUAAGAAUAUUUUAAUGAUUUAAUUGAACUCAUAAUAUUAUAACAUAGUAUAACUAUUAUUUAUUUUAUUUUUCAUGUAUAAUGUAUUUCUACAUGUAUGAGUUGGUGAAUAAUGAAUAUAAUAUUAUAUGAAAAAUAUCGCUUAAGUUUUGUUUGCUUAUAAUACGUUAUUUGCUUAGUUAAAUUUAUUUUUAUAUAGAUAGUUCAUGGGACACACAAAGUAUUAUUAUUAUUAUUUUGAAUUUGUAUUAAAUUGUAUAGUUAUUUGGUUAAUCAAUCAAACAAUUUCUUAUUAUUUUUUAAUCUAUGUUAAAGAACAUUUUGAUGAAACAUUAAUAUUGUAUUAUUUGAUUUAAACGUGUAAUCAUAAUUUAAUAAUUCAUUAUAUUA